AUGGCAUCAUAUCUCGCUGGCAGCGAAGCUUUCACUCGUGAAAGCCAGACCUCCGCACCGGCGGUUCCACAAGCUGCCUGGGCUGACAAGUACCGCGGGGCUACUGUGGAAGACCUCGACCCCCCACCUGCCCUCUCCGUUUCUCCCAAUGACCCGGUCUCGGCUGCUCUGAUGGCCGCCUACGAGCGUGACUAUACCCACCUGACCGUUACGUCUGCUGCGAAGCGGUCUCUCCUUGGCUACCUGAGUAUUCCACGGCUCAAGGAGCUCAUCCAGAACGGUACCGUCAAAGAAACAGACACAGUAUCCUCGGCCAUGCAACGGUUUAACCGGAAACGCGGCAUCUACCAGGUGAUCACCAUGGAGACUCCCUUGGAAGAGCUGGAACAAUUCUUCGAGAGCGAGACUGGCCCCAACGGCGACAAGCGUGACAAGGAGCAAUUCGCCGUUGUCACUGAUGUGGCACGCAAGUUUGUAUUGGGAGUUGCUACGAAGGCGGAUCUGGAGGAAUUUGUGAAGCGGAGACCAACAUGA
Penicillium macrosclerotiorum is the source of this 534-nucleotide messenger RNA. RefSeq names its product putative cystathionine beta-synthase (beta-thionase). The record is from RefSeq and is a predicted model, not a curated record. The transcript has 2 exons. Bases 1 to 534 code for a protein of 177 amino acids. Lineage: Eukaryota; Fungi; Ascomycota; Eurotiomycetes; Eurotiales; Aspergillaceae.